AUGAGGACUCCUCUUGUCACCUUGCUGGCUGCUGUGCUCUGUGUGGAACAAGUUUAUCCAUUCAUGUGCUACACCUGCCAAGAACAGGAGUCCAACAAGGACUGUUUGACCAUUUCCAUGUGUGCCAAGGAGGACAAACACUGCGUGACCAUCCGGAAGGACGUCAGGACAAAGCCCAACAAGCCCAAAUACGUCAUCUCCAAGAUGUGUUCUCCAACAUGUCCAGAAACAGGUCAGCAACAAAUCCAAAGCUCCCAGAAUGUUUCCUGCUGUGAGAAACCCCUGUGCAACGUGAAUGGAGUCAGCAGCAGGCAAAGCAGCCACGGAGUGAUGUCCCUGGGUGUCCUGGCCAGUGCCACUUACAUCUUUACAUACGGAUUGUGA
Messenger RNA from Agelaius phoeniceus (red-winged blackbird), 384 nucleotides. Its product is annotated as lymphocyte antigen 6E-like. Gene Ontology annotation, cellular component: plasma membrane. Gene Ontology annotation, molecular function: acetylcholine receptor inhibitor activity. The record is from RefSeq and is a predicted model, not a curated record. NCBI's taxonomy places the organism in Eukaryota, Metazoa, Chordata, Aves, Passeriformes, Icteridae.